Molecule: messenger RNA, 3192 nt
Organism: Mercenaria mercenaria
Lineage: Eukaryota; Metazoa; Mollusca; Bivalvia; Venerida; Veneridae
Product: T-cell acute lymphocytic leukemia protein 1 homolog
Exons: 2
Coding region: 1993-2766 (257 amino acids)
Biological process (GO): regulation of transcription by RNA polymerase II
Molecular function (GO): protein dimerization activity; DNA-binding transcription factor activity, RNA polymerase II-specific; RNA polymerase II cis-regulatory region sequence-specific DNA binding
Source: RefSeq, a predicted model, not a curated record
UCGAACUAAAAAUAUAUCGUACCGGUAACUAUAGUCAAUUAAAUAUGUGAAAGAUCCUUGGAAAGAGUAAACCAAAAAAGGAACCAUAAUUUGUGAUAAAUGACCGGUCUAUUUUUAUACAUGUUAACUGUCCUAAUAAGACAAAAAAAAAAUGAAAAGAACAUUUAUUUCUGAUGUCAUGUAAUAAAACACUAUUAAAUUAUUUUGAGUUAUAGAAUGAAAAGGACACUAAAAUAAAAUUCCAAGAAACCGAUUUAUGUGCUGAUUCUUCGAAAAUAUUUAAUUUCAUUGGAGCCAAGGAUAAUUGUAAGACAUUUUGGUGAAAUACAUACAUGUGAAAGUACUUUGAAAUAUUCCAGUCAAACAAGAAAUAUGUAAACUUUAUAUUUCUACAUGAAAUAAGAGCAACUGAAUUUUCAGGCUAGUGUCAUUUUUGAAAAAAGUACAUUCGUUAAGUUUGCAAUGAAAAGAAUUUGAACAUGCUUUACCGAAUGGAAAUCGUUGUUAAGCCAUUCAUAACACUAAUACAUGUAUAGGAAAUGGAGUUUGAAGUUCAAGAAAUGGUUAACCAUUGAUAUAAUCAUCUCAAAGUCUUUACGACGUCAUUUACACACUGCUGAAUUAAUUAUUUAGCAAAUACCAUUUUAAAUAAAUUAAUUUUCCUCUGUUCCUUGAGUUUAAAUGUAAAUAAUAUUUAUUUCUCUCUUUCUAGUAGGUAAAAGUAGAGAAACGAAUGUUCAGAACUGAGGAAACACAGUUAAUAACUAUAGACUCUAUAAAAGUAAAUGAAAUUCGCCAUUUUCUGCGAUUCCUUGAAAACAAAAUGACUGCUUAUUGUUUUAUAAAAUAUUAAAAUGUGCAUAACUUCCUCAUGUUUAUACUGAUUUUGCGAAUUCUUUCACUGCCUAUAACGAUUUAAAAAGGCCUAGCAGACAGAAUGCACGUUAGAACAACGUUGUCGCGACUAUGGCUCUUAGUUUGGGAUUUUUGUAGUAACGGAUAUUUGAAAGCGUUCAUGUACGUUUUACCGGAAAUAAAAAUGUUAAAAAUGUGCUUUAUAGCUUGUUGUAUUAUAAAUAUUAUAUCACUGUAUUAUUUUUGAGAAUUGAGAAAGACAGUGGUUUAUUAUAGAAUGCCGCAUUUCCUGUGAGUACAUUAAUUAUACAAUGCAAAACGAGAAUUUUGACCUAUUGUAAUAAAAGAAUCCAAAUGAUAAUACAUGCACUAUAAUAUAAUUGGAGGAAAAAAAACUUUGUAAACAACAUCAUUUUGCAGUAACACCGCCGUUGAAAUCUCACUGAUAAAAUUUCACGUAACCUAUCAGUAUGUAUAAUUCAUGAAAAUAUUUAAUUUCAUUGGAGUCAAAGAUAAUUGUGCGACACUCGUUUAUGAUAAGAUUCAUACAUCUAAAUUUCUUUCGAGACAUUCCUGUCAAAAUAGAAAUAUUUAAGCGCAAAUUAACCGUUUGAAAUGAUACAUUUUAAAUACGCCUGCGCAUUUCUUUCUCCGUGGAAUGGGAGCAAUUAAAAUAACAGACUUCUUAAGGGUCACAACUGUCAUUUUUCAAACUGUAAAUAAAUUGAAAUUAUAAACAAGUACCUUGCAAUGUGUCUAAACACUGCCUUGAAACAUCAAAAUAUCAGAUCUGUUAAGAUCAUAUAUACGUCAUCGGAAUAUUAAACUUUUGAUUAAAAAACUUCAUUUAGAUAACUAAUAAACAUGGGUCUUGGAAUGUAUUCAGAAUGCAUGAUUUUCGUGGGAAAUGCAAUCGAAUACAACGGACGAGUGUUUGAGCGUUUUGAGACUGAAAUAAAAUCACACGCACCCCGAGUGAAAUAAUAUUUAAUAUAAAAAACGGCAUAAUUGAUAACUGUAAAAUAAGGUUUUACGAUAAGUGAUAUUGUUUAGUGCCGUGUUGAUUUACUUAUAGAUAAGUUGCUUGUUAAUGAUGUGUGAUUGCAACAGUGACUUUAUCAAUAUCGGGUUUCAAAGAUGUCGUCUGCUAUUCAUCGCCGACGAGCUUCCAGCAUCGUUUCUGCGUCAGAUUUAUCGGUUGCCGGCAGCCUUAAUGAAUCUUGUUUGAUAAUCGAAAGACCGAGAUCCUCCGAAGAAACACAACGUGAAAAAUAUCGAUAUCAGAGCGAUAUGUCAGUCGAUUCGUUCAGUUUAACAGACGAUGACAAUGAAAAUUGUGAAAACAGGGACGAAAAUGAUGACAACGUCUUUCUUGACUCUGAAUAUAAUCAAGCAAAUUUUAUUUGUUUGGACAGAAUACCAAAUCACGUGUUUCCGUCACCACGUGCCACGGUGACGUCAGUGUCGUCUGAUGCACAUACUGAUUUACCGCUCGAUUUGCGAAACAAGAUUUGUAGACGAGUGGACCCUGGCACUCACCGUAGAGUCAGCAACCGAAGAAAUUACACAAACACAAGGGAAAGAUGGCGCCAACAGAAUGUCAACACGGCAUUUACGGAAUUAAGACGUCUGCUUCCAACGCACCCGCCGGAUAAGAAAUUAAGCAAAAGUGAAAUUUUACGUUUUGCCAUAAGAUACAUUAGACUUCUUUCAAACGUUGUGGCAUUUCAAGAAAAAGACUGCAUUUCUGACGGAUGUGAGACAGAAAAAGUUCAAAACGAUGACACUUGCUAUAGAAAUCGUGGACAUGAUAUUAUGCGAAUGGAAAAUGUAAGGAUUAGGUCUAAUAUGUCAUCGGACAUGAGUUCUUCGCCGGAAUGUUACGGAGAAAGCUUCGGCGACGAAGACUGAAGAUUACACACCCGUCUCUUUCGCAUUGGCUAUUAUACAAAAGCAGUUAUCGUCUAGUAUAUUCUUUGCAUUUUGCCGAUAGUGAUCUGCAUUUUCGGAUGGACGGAUUAGCUAAAGAAGUAAUGUGUUAUAUAUAAAUAGUAUUCUUUUCCAAAGAUUGUGUUGACGGCUUGUGAUCAUAUACAACAUGUAUCAACAUUUGUUUUCUUUCGCCGAACAUUGUUCUCGGUGGGGAGAAUUUCUUUACUUAUUUAUGCAGUUUAAGUCUUUGUACCAAAAAUAUUAAUUAAUGAUUCACUUUAGCAACGUUAUUUGAUAUUCACCACCAUGGUUAUGUAUACCUCUUUGCACAAAUUGUUAUUUAUUUUUACAGUAAAUAAGCUGCUUAUUGCAAACGCAUAUUAGCAAAUAAACCACAUUCUGAAA